Molecule: messenger RNA, 3644 nt
Organism: Homalodisca vitripennis (glassy-winged sharpshooter)
Lineage: Eukaryota; Metazoa; Arthropoda; Insecta; Hemiptera; Cicadellidae
Gene: Bsg25D
Product: blastoderm-specific protein 25D
Exons: 20
Coding region: 146-3541 (1131 amino acids)
Biological process (GO): microtubule anchoring at centrosome
Cellular component (GO): centrosome
Molecular function (GO): calcium ion binding
Source: RefSeq, a predicted model, not a curated record
UCUUGUUCGGCCGUCCAUUACCUAUCCACUGCAAAGAAAACGUUAUUUUUAUUAACAUCUGGUAUAAUUAGUUUAAUUUCCAAUUUAUUGAUUAGGUAUAUUGUUUAGAGUAAAUUAUGUCGACUUAAGAUUAACACUGGCCAGGAUGACAGACCCCUAUGAGCAGCAGCUGUUGGCAGUGUUUGAGAGUUGUGACGUGGAGGGAACAGGUCGACUAGACUGUAAGGGACUCACUCAGCUAUGUGACCAGCUGCAUUUGGAAGAUGGCAGACGACAGCUCAUGGACUGUUUGCUGCCAGCCUUCACCUUUGACCAGUUCCGAGAUGCUCUGCUGGCCCUGCUCGGCGCGACCCGGCGCAACAGAGAUCCUUCGCCUGAGAGAGAAGUGUCACCAAAGUUUGUAUUUGGCCAAAAAAAAUAUGGCCGAAGGUCAAGACCGGAGAGUACAGAUCAGGCCGAAGACGAUGAUGAUGUUGAGGAUUACGAUGUUGAUAAUGGUGAAGACUGUGAUAUCUUCCUUCCACUCAACCAGAAUGAAAAUAUUAAAACUAAGAAUAAGCCAAGCCAUAUUUUAAUAGAUGACUGCAAAAUAGACAGAGACACCGUCAUUACACCUACAUCCAUCCACUCAGUUAUAAUUGACAAAGAAGAAAUGGAGUCGCCACGGGGACAGGGUGAAGCGGAACUGCGGUCGGCGUGGCGACGCCUGGGGGUAGGCACCGACGGGUUCCUAGAUCCAACAGAGCUAGCUAUGGUGUGUAGGGCUGUUGGUAUGGAAAAGAUGGCAGAUGAGGUGGUUAAACAAGUGUUUGCCAAGCUUGAGGUGGAUGCUGAGGGCAGGAUCAGUUUUGAGGAGUUCCUGCAACUAUUCCGCGGCUCUCACAAUCCACCUGUUUCUUCCCACCCUCACAACUCUCCAUCCUUCCAGCAGCAGCAUCUUACCAGCCUAGACAUCACCUCCUCUGGGUAUGUGAGCAGUGACGUACUUGCGGAUCUGUGGGAUGCAGGAGGAGUUGUGAAUGCUAGCGGACUGUUGGCAGACCUGGGUGUGUCACAUAGUGGAGAGGUGAGCCUGUCGUCACUGGCAGCACUGUUAGACGAGGAAGUGCGCUCGAUGGCAAGCAAGAGCAACAACCCCUCACCACAAGUCAAUGCCCUGACUGCAGCCCUCGUCCUGGCCCAGGGUCAUCUCAAAUGGACCAGGACAUGCCUGGAGCAGAUGACAGGAGAGAGGGACAAGCUGCACAGUGACCUAGCCGAGGCCAACCAGAGGGCGACCCUGCUUGCACAUGAGGUGGAUGACAGGCAUGCUCGCAUGGAGAGAGCCUCCCAGAUGCAAAUCAAGUUGCUUGAGCAGAGACAUGCAGAGCAGGUCAAGCAGUUGAGUGUGCAACUGGCUAUGGACCGGGAUCAGCUGACGGCUGCUACACUUCGGCUGGAGAAGAAACUGGCUCUGCAGCAGGAGGAGGAGGCAAAGCUAAGAGCAGACCUGAACAACCUACAGGUGGAGUGUGACACGAUGGAGAAGGAGAACCAGAGCAUGAGCGAGCAGCUGGCAGAGUGUGAGGGGAUCAAGGUUAGAGCGGAGAUAGACAGUCUGCAGAUACAGCAGUUGCAGCAGAGAGUGCAGGAGCUGGAAAGCAGCAGUGAGCAGGUACAGUCGCUAGUGGAACAGUUGGCCAUACUGAAAGCUGAAAACACGAGUCUGCGUGAUCGCAACGACGAACUCACUAUGCAGGUCGAGAACCUCACUGCACGUCCUGUCAUCAAGAGACAGAACAGCAGUGAGGGGGGCCUGGGUAGUGGAACCAAGCGGAGAGGCAACUCUCCUCUGGCCCUACCACCUGAGCACUCGUGGGACGAGGAGAGUCCUCGACUGGGCAAGGUCAGGCGCUACUGCACAGACACUGAUCUGUCACUUGAUAGUGUGCCUAUAGAAGGUCUCGCUAUUGGGCGUUCUUUGCGUCACAGCGAGAGUGGGCUGGAGGCUGAUCUUGACACUCUGGACAACUCACUCACCCUCUCCUCCCCGUCUGUGGAUAAGGUGACAUUUAAUAUUGGUGGUUGUGAAGAAGCUUACAUAGCCGAGAUUGCGAAACUUCAAGCCUCUAUCGCAGAGUUACAGCAGUCCAAUGAGGAGUACAAGAAGAGAUUGGCGGAAUUAAGUGCAGGACCGACCAGCUGCUCGGAUAUCAUGAAAUCCACGGAUGUUGCAUCAGUUCAGGGUAGCCCCGUGAAAGCUGCGGAGGAGGAAGAAGCCAGCAGCACACUUUCGACACUGGCCACAGAGUCCACGGAGGUGCAGACAUCGCUGGACAACGUGACAGAGGUCAAUAGACUGGAGAAACAUUGCUAUGAGCUCAGACACACUUUGGACAAUGUCCAGGGAGAGAUCGUGAAGAUUCUCUCUGAGAAGAAAGCGUGCAAUGAGGAGAACUGUGUGUUAAAACAAAGAAUAGAAGAACUCAGGAGGAGCCUUCCGAAAACCGUCAACAACGACGUGGAGUGUCAAGAAAAUACCAGUGGUCCUCUCACUUACACCCUGUCUGACGUUUCUAGUGUUCUUCCAGACAUCGGUGCUUUAGAUUCAAUUUACUGUGAUAAACUGAAGGACUCUCCUAAAAAUAUUGCACUAAAAUGUUUCCCUUUCAUGAACCGCAAGGAGAGUAACCCCGAUGCCGUCUAUUGUUUGUUCCCAACGAAAGACAGAAAAGACAAUGGGGGAUUUAAAUUUGAAAACCUGUCUCAGUUCGCUUUUGAGCUGUCUCAAUCGCUCAGUGACACGAACUGUUUGGAUCAUCCGUUUUCGGACUUUGAUAGUAAACCUUUAUCACCGUGCCUUAGUGACAAUGGAAACAGUGACAAUUUAAAAAGUGUGAACUCUAGUUGUAAACAGGGAACAGGUGAACUCAAGACUGACGAAUCGAUUGUUGUGAUAAGCAGAAAGGAGCCGUCAACAACACCCACAGACAGUGAGUUGGUAAGGUUGACGCAAGAGUGCGUGGAGUGGAAGGAAAAGUGUGCGGAACUGGAGACAAGUCUGGAGAUGAUGAGGGUGGAGUACGAAAAAUGUGAGGAUUAUUGGCAAGGCAAACUGAACGAAGAGAGAGCAAUUUUCGAUCAGGAACAAAGACUGAGUGAUGAAAAGUUCGCUGAGCUGGAAGCUAAGAUCCAAGAGUACAGCGAACUGUUCAGUAUGGAUGACAAGCGAGGCACUUGUCGGCUUCCCACCAUCGACGAGAGAGAUAGCCUCGAAAAACAGGUGACUGAUCUGGAAGAGGAAUUUGAAUCAUUUAAGCUAGCUGCACUAUCAGAGUCCCAGAUUAAAACUGAACAAAUAGAGAAACUACAAAAUGAACUUCACGAGCUAAGGAAAAAGCAGGCAGAUAUGGUCCGAGAUACCCAUGAUGUGGAAGUGCAAGCUUCAGAACAAACCUGUGAGUUCAGGCUGCACGAACCUUGUUCCAGUCCUCCUCGUUCCAAGGCUUUUUCCAAGUUGUGGAAACUAGCUGGUUGGUUUUGUUCUGGUUGCUUUCCAUAGUCACGUUUUGCAACAGCUGGAAGUUAACCUUUAUAGCAGUGGAAUACAUCAGUAGAGUGUGUUAUUGUGUUUAUUUUUAUGUUAAUAAAGUGAUUUAACCCUA